Molecule: messenger RNA, 2526 nt
Organism: Diceros bicornis minor
Lineage: Eukaryota; Metazoa; Chordata; Mammalia; Perissodactyla; Rhinocerotidae
Gene: PCSK4
Product: proprotein convertase subtilisin/kexin type 4
Biological process (GO): peptide hormone processing
Cellular component (GO): trans-Golgi network; Golgi membrane
Molecular function (GO): serine-type endopeptidase activity
Source: RefSeq, a predicted model, not a curated record
AUGCGGCCCGCCUGGACUGCGCUGUGGCUGCGCCUGGCCUUGGCCCUGGGCCUGGUUGGCCCCCUGGCUGUGGGGUGGGCCUCUGCCCGGGCCCCCAUCUAUGUCAACAGCUGGGCCGUACGGGUGUCCCAGGGUUACCAGGAGGCCAAGCGCCUGGCGCGCAAAUUCGGCUUCGUUAAUCUGGGGCAGAUCUUCCCCGACGGGCAGUACUUCCACCUGCGGCACCGGGGCAUGGUCCAGCAGUCCCUGACCCCGCACUGGGGCCACCGCCUGCGGCUGAAGAAAGACCCCAAGGUGCAGUGGUUCGAGCAGCAGACCCUGCGGCGGCGGGUGAAGCGCUCCUUGGUGGUGCCCACAGACCCCUGGUUCCCCAAGCAGUGGUACAUGAACAACGAGGUGCAACCAGACCUGAACAUCCGGCAGGUCUGGAGCCAAGGGCUGUCGGGCCAGGGUGUCGUGGUGUCUGUCCUGGACGACGGCAUCGAGAAGGACCACCCGGACCUCUGGGCCAACUAUGACCCCCUGGCCAGCUACGACUUCAACGACUACGACCCAGACCCCCAGCCGCGAUACACGCCCAGUAACGAGAACCGGCACGGGACCCGCUGUGCUGGGGAGGUGGCCGCAAUGGCUAACAACAGGUUCUGUGGCACAGGCGUGGCCUACAAUGCCCGAAUCGGAGGCGUGCGCAUGCUGGACGGCACCAUCACGGACGUGAUCGAGGCCCAGUCGCUGAGCCUGCAGCCCCAGCACAUCCACGUCUACAGCGCCAGCUGGGGCCCCGAGGAUGACGGCCGCACGGUGGACGGCCCUGGCGCGCUCACCCACGAGGCCUUCCGGCGCGGCGUGACCCAGGGCCGCGGCGGGCUGGGCACGCUCUUCGUCUGGGCGUCGGGCAAUGGCGGGCUGCACUACGACGACUGCAACUGCGACGGCUACACCAACAGCAUCCACACGCUCUCCGUGGGCAGCGCCACCCGGCGCGGCCGCGUGCCCUGGUACAGCGAGGCCUGCGCCUCCACGCUCACCACCACCUACAGCAGCGGCGCCGCACCCGACCCCCAGAUCGUCACCACGGACCUGCACCACCAGUGCACGGACAAGCACACGGGCACCUCAGCCUCAGCCCCGCUGGCCGCGGGCAUCAUAGCCCUGGCGCUGGAGGCCAACCCGCUCCUGACCUGGAGAGACAUGCAGCACCUGGUGGUCCGCGCAUCCAGGCCCGCGCAGCUCCAGGCCGAGGACUGGAGGACCAACGGCGUCGGGCGCCAAGUGAGCCACCACUACGGCUAUGGGCUGCUGGACGCCGGCCAGCUGGUGGACAUGGCUCGCACGUGGCUGCCCACGCAGCCCCAGCAGAAAUGCGCCAUUCGGAUCGUGCACGCCGCCACCCCCAUCCUGCCGCUGCUGCACGUGAGGAGGAACGUGUCAGCCUGCGCCGGCCGUGUCAACCGUGUCCGCUCACUGGAGCAUGUGCAGGUGCAGCUGUCGCUGUCCUACAGCCGCCGCGGCGACCUGGAGAUAGCGCUCACCAGCCCCAUGGGCACGCGCUCCACGCUCGUGGCCGUCAGACCCCUGGAUGUGAGCAGCCAAGGCUACAACAACUGGGUCUUCAUGUCCACUCACUUCUGGGACGAGGACCCGCGGGGCCUGUGGACCCUGGGCCUAGAAAACAAGGGCUACUACUUCAACACGGGGAUGCUGUACCGCUCGACGCUGCUGCUGUACGGGACAGCGGAGGACAUGAUGGCGCGGCCCCGCGGCCCCCAGGUGACCAGCAGCGCGUGCGUGCAGCGGGACACGGCGGGGCUGUGCCAGGAGUGCCACAGCCCCGCCUACCUCCUGGGCCGCCUCUGCCUCCCCUCCUGCCCACCGCGGUACUUCAACCACACGCGGCAGCCAGUGACCGCCGGGCCGGGGCGCCCGGCCACGCCCGCCCUUCGUGUCUGCUCCAGCUGCCACCCGUCGUGCCACACCUGCCGCGGCAGCUCCCCGCUCGACUGCACCGCCUGCCCCCCGCCCCACACACUGGACCGGCAUCGAGGCUCCUGCUUGGGGCCCACGCCCCCAGCGGCCACCCCCGCGGCCACCGCUGGCCCGCCACCCCGCCACCGCGGCCCAGCUCAGGCCAUGGUGCUGGUCCUGCUGGCCGUGGCCUUGGGGAGCCCCCUUCUCUGCAGCAUCCUCUCCGUGGGCUGCCCCCCACCGUGGGCCCAGCUGCUGGCUGCAACCCGGACAUGUUGGACUCGGGAAGCCGACGUGCGCUGUUCCACUCCCUUCCCCACACUGGCCCCCGGGGGCGAGAACCUGCCCCUGCGAGGCUCUGGCUGGCCACCAAGGCCCGCAGGCCAGGGGGGCCCACGGGGAACCCUGCACCCCGAACUUGGCAGGUCCAGGGGGCGUGGCCUCGCGGCUAGCGGGGGGCGGGAGCAGGAGGCAGCCGGAAGCGCGCGCGUCACGUGCCCGGGGGUGGGGCCGCGCUCCGACCGGAAGCGGAAUUGGCUGCGCCGCGGCGCCGGCGGCUGA